AUGGCCGGCGCUCAGGCAGGCGCGGGCGGCCUCCAGACCGCCAUGGACGGCGCCCACCAGCAUGCCUUGGCUGCCCAACAAGCCUUCCUGGCUGGCCAGCAGCCCCUACCGACCUGCCAGCAGCCCUUACCGGCUGGCCAGCAGGCAGCCAUGGGCGCUGGGGGUGUGGCCACUGGUCAAGCAGGCGGUAGUUCGUCGCAUGCUGGGGAAAUCUUGAUUUGGGUGAUCAAAUACUUGUGGGAAAUUAUUGUCAGGGUGGUGCUAUGGACUGGACUGAUGGUUAUACCACAAUUGUUUGAAAUUAGUGGUGUUGGCAAGUUCAAGAAGAAGCCUAUCCAAAAUGAAGAUGACUUGAAGGUGAUGUUUGGAAACAUUGUUAAUGAGGAGCAAGAUCAUUGGAAUCCUAUGAGUUCCAACCCCAUCAUACCCCUUGAUGAUGACACUCCAACUGAUGGUGUAGAGGCUGAGCACCCCACUGAGCACCACACUGUUGAUGGUGACAACAACUCUUUUGAAAAUGGAGAUGAUGUUCAGGAGGUCACUCCUGUCACAGACAAUGGUAAGAAAAAGGCUAAGGUUAUUUUGGAGAAGCCCACCAAGAAACCUAAGAGUAGCAUAACCCUUGUUAUCCAAGAGCACAUCUCAAAGAUUUCUGAGUCUGCAUCUUCUUUUGUGUCUAAAAGGCAAGGUGGGACCACCAUUGAGGAAGUUAUGGAACAUGUUGUGGCAUGUGGGGCUGCAUAUAAGACCGAUGAACAUUUUGUGGCAACUGAGUUGUUUGUGAAGAAAGAGCAAAGAGAAAUGUUCAUGACCCUCCCCAUUGAUGAAAGGCUCGAUUGGCUUAGGAGGAAGUACAAUGUGAUCCCACACCCCUUGCUCCUCUGGCCUCCCCGGCUCUCCGCGCCAUGGACCUGGAGCUCGAAGCCGCGGGCGGCGGCGGAACCAGGGCGGUGUCCCUCUCCGUUGACUCCCCAACGGCCGACCUGGGCCGCGGGGACCUGGGUGGCGGCGGCGGGCCCUCCCCGGACCGUACCCGUCUCGCGCCGCCACGUGUCCCUCCGCCUUCUCGGUGUCGGCGGCGGGGUCGCAUUCGAGGUCGUGGGCAGGAACUCCGUCGUCGUCCGCUCCCGGGACGGCGGAGGCGGAACCAGAAGGGUGUUCCGCCGCGGGGAGAAGGGAGAGCUCCGCGCCGGGGACGCGCUGUCGCUGUCGCUCAAGGCGCCUGCGUUCUGGGCGGUGCGGGCGAGGGAGGGGAACGGGGACGCGGACGCGGAUGUGGAUGUGGAACCCGCCGUGCUGGACGCCGUGGCGAGGCGGGAGAGGCGGACGCGGGAGCGGAAGGAGAGGGAGAGGGAGAGGCGAGCUGCGGAGGAGGCUAUGGAGGUCACCGAAGAGGAAGAAGGGGGAGCCUUGGACUCUGACAUUGAUUUAGCAGACAUAGAUCCAGUUCGAGGUGAACUUCUGUUCUUCCUUCCUUCAUUUCCGGGAAGGGUGAAACUUUCCACAUUCCACUACAAAUUUGACUUCUAUUAUUGCAUACUCCGUAGCUUUUUAGCAACAUUUUACUUCAAGUAUGAAUUGAUACUGCAAUCAUUUUACCCAAAGGGAAGGAUUCGUGCUCCAAAGGAUUGGAAUUGGUUUCUAGAGGAAACAAAGAGGAGCUCCGACGAUGAAGUUAGCAGCAGCAGGAGAGAGGUAGAUCGAAAGGUCAGAGUUGGAACAAGAAGAAAGAUGGAGAAGGCGAAGAUGAAGACUGGACUGAAAAGCCUAGAAAGGAAAACUCAAAGGUCGGAAGUGGCAAAAGCAUCGAUGAAGAUGAAGGGGGCCGAGGAUGAAGAGGAUGAGCAAGAUGAAACUCUGGGAGGUUUUUUAGUUAACGACGAGGAUGAUGAGCCUAUGGAAGACCUGCGAUGA
Molecule: messenger RNA, 1914 nt
Organism: Miscanthus lutarioriparius
Lineage: Eukaryota; Viridiplantae; Streptophyta; Magnoliopsida; Poales; Poaceae
Source: the annotation of a GenBank genome assembly